This is a messenger RNA of Spirometra erinaceieuropaei, 2093 nucleotides long. NCBI's taxonomy places the organism in Eukaryota, Metazoa, Platyhelminthes, Cestoda, Diphyllobothriidea, Diphyllobothriidae. The record is from the annotation of a GenBank genome assembly.
AUGGCAGGCGACCUGUCCCUAGAAUUUGGAAACUCGGAUUUCUCGCACAUCCCCUCACCGACUCAGAAACAUUUCCAACGGCCUAUUGAAGACGAACCGAUCGACCCCCUUUUCGAUUUCUACUCUGAGUCUAACUUGCUAUACACAGGUCUCGUGGUGGUUUGUGUAACCUUGCUAUCUGCAACAGUUAAUGGAGAUUUCUACGCAAGGAAACUGCAGGUACUAGUAAACUGUCCAUUACUACUCACCUUAAAAUAAAAGUGUCUGCUGAAAAAUACUGACGCCUCAUCUCGUGAUAAAUGUGGUUUGAGGAGUUGAUUUGCGAGAAGAUGGUAAACGAAAGCACAAUAAUGAAAUGUUUACCGAAGUGUCCAGACUGCUAGUUGGUGGAAGAGGCAGGCCGCAGUGAAAAGUUUGUCCAGUGUUAGGAACACCACGUACGCAUAUUCUCUGCCCGGUCGAGCGAUGCCCUGUAUCUAAACUUAGUUGCGAGAUAGAUUAACAUUCGAUUAGGGACGUGAAAUCGUAGCUCAACUUCUUUAAUUUAUGAACGGCAUGGAUAACAGGUAUCGCCUAGAUGCAAGAGAAUUUGCUGCAAAAGUUACUUUGCGACAGUUCAAGUAAAAUGAAGCACGAGUUCUCACCAGAACGCGCAUAGGCUGAAAUUAAUGCAGGCAUAUUACGUUUGGUAGUCUCGAGUUAAACUGACCAGCAACCUAACAGUCUUGGUCGGCUACUAUCCGUCUUCAGAAGCAAGCGUAGUAAUUCAUACGAAACGUCUGGGAACUACUUCGGCUACUCAUUGAACAAUCCGUUUCUUCUUUUUCCUAUUCUUCAUUAGAUGUUUUACAUGUACACUUGAGAAAUUAGGAUUUAACAGCAAGCUUGUUUUAUGCCUGAUGUCGCCUCCGUUGGUAACAUCUGCUCCUUUUAAUCAGUGACUGUCAUAACUUGUCUAACACCAACUGCUAUUGUCAAUGGCCAACGACUUACAUGAGGCGUAAUUAAAGACCAUGCAGAAAAUACGCUUAUUCAAAUGGACGGAGGUUUAAAUCGAAGGAGCUAGUCGGAGUCGACAUCGAAUGUGCUAUUUCAAAGGCCGUAAAAGGAAUGCAUGAUGAAAGAUCGUCGGCGGCGAUAGCAGAAGGCCAAAAAUAAUUGAGUUUACUUACAAAUAUAGAAGGCAAAAAAGGAGGAGUGCAUCAACGAACUGAACGAAUUUAAUGGACGUGACCGCUCAUCGAAGAAGGAUUCAGGGGCAGAAAAUACGUGGAUUGGCAACUGACAAGAGACUGUCUUCUUUUCAAAAUUUCCCACGCUGAUUGGUUGGCACUCCGUGAAUUCAAAGGGCGUUUCCUUGAGUGUGUGAUGACUGGGUUAGCUGGGAAACGUGUAAGUCAUCAGGAAAUUUGACUCGGAAACCAGAAAAACCGUGGUAAAUGGUGAGACAGGAAAGGAACUCACAUAUGUUUGUGGCCGUGCCAAUACCAUGAGCUUUACAACAAAUAACAACCCGACGGGAAAAGCGUUCAGUUCAGUUCAGCCUAUAUGUUCUUGAGGAAAGUAGGCGUGAACCGUUAAGUACCCCCAUUUGCAACGUAAAGUGGAGGCGGUCUAAACAUAAACUAUUAUGGGACGAGGGUCUUAGGGGAUAGGCUAGCGUCUGUCAGACAAGCGCAUAAAUGCAGGUCAAUGCACAGCCGGUAAGCAGCAGACUUGGAUACGAAGGUCUGAUGAUGUUGCUACUUCUGCUGCUGCUGCUGCUGCUGCUGAUGAUGAUGAUGAUGAUGAUGAGUCGGCUGACGAAAACCGGCAAUUCAUAAAUGUGUGGUGAUUAAGCCAUCAUUUUGUAUGUGGCGAUGGCCGUCAACGAAUCAUAGGGACAGAAUGAAAACACAGGUGGUGGUGGUGGUGGUGAUGGUGGUGGUGGUGGUGGUGGUGGUGGUGGUGGUGGUGGUGGUGGUGGCUCUGGUAGUGGUGGCUUUGGUGGUUGUGUUGGUGGUGACAACGACGAUAACGACGCCAAUGAUGAUGAUGAUGAUGACGAUAAUGAAUACGUUGAUGAAGACCGACAGUUCAUGUUAGGGUGGUGA